Molecule: messenger RNA, 3876 nt
Organism: Cuscuta campestris
Lineage: Eukaryota; Viridiplantae; Streptophyta; Magnoliopsida; Solanales; Convolvulaceae
Source: the annotation of a GenBank genome assembly
CAAUCUUUGUCUUCUUCCUCCUCCAUGUCCGAGUCCUCGUCAUCAGAGACCAUCUCAAUUUCAUCAGCGCUGUCCUUCUUUCUAAUUGUCUCCCCUGUGAGAGCUUGGCUAUAAGAAAUUGCUCCGCCGCCCCUCUUGUCGGCGUUUGGGUCCAAACCCUCGCCAUCAACACUCGUGUUCUGAUUAAAAGGUGGCAGAUCCUCCAUAUUUUUCGAUUUCUUGGUACUCCUCUCCAAUAGAUCUUGAUCUUCAGCCGUGCGCAGAGCGGUGGCCGCGGCGUUUAGGGAUUCCGGCGUGAGGUUGUUCGAGCCCAUCUCAAUAUAGCCUUAGUUACAAUAUAGUCUCAACAUUUGAUCCUGGCCUAGCCUCCUUUCUCCGUUUCAGCUCGUCCAUUCUCUCAGUUUAGACUGUUUUCUCUGUCAUUUACGCCCGUGUUUCAGUCAUUUCUAGGGUUCUUCGCCCCUGGAUAGUACCAGGACCCUUGUGCCCCGGCCCUCGAUCAUACUCCAUUUUCAACCAAAUCUAUAAUAUUUAAAGCAGACAAAGUUGGGUGAUGGUUGGAUUCAUUUGCGUUAUUCUAACAGUUUUUUGAAUUUAUGCCGGGUGCCCGGGUGUGAUGAGAAAUACGAAUUUGUUGCUUUGAUGCGGUAGUAAUCAAAGGAGCGAGUCGAAGAAGAAUGGCAGGGCAGAAUCCAAGUACGGAGCAAUUUGAAGUCUACUUCCAGAGAGCAGAUCUGGAUCGGGAUGGUAGGAUCAGUGGAGCUGAAGCUGUUGCUUUUCUCCAAGGCUCCAAUCUACCGAAACAGGUUCUAGCUCAGGUAUGGAUGCAUGCUGAUCAGAGCCAUAGUGGCUUUCUGAGUCGUGGGGAGUUUUAUAAUGCUCUGAAAUUAGUGACAGUGGCACAAAGCAAGCGAGACUUAACACCAGACAUAGUCAAGGCGGCAUUGUAUGGUCCUGCUUCAUCUAAAAUUCCAGCUCCACAAAUAAAUGUUGCAGCUAUACCUGCACCACAAUCAAAUUCUGUUGGUGCUGCACCUACACCUCAUUCAACUUCUGCUGGUGCUACAUCUGUUCAACAUAUGAGAAUGGUUGGACCUCAGAUGGGUCCUGUUACGCCGACUGCCUCUCAACACUUUGGGUUUAGAGGGCAGGCACCACAUAAUCAGCAGUACCUCCUAUCUCACGGUAGCCAUCCAAUGAGACCUCAUCUCACUGCAACUUCCGCUGGUAUGCUGCAACCUCAGCAUGGUGUUGCCACUGUAGAUUUCCCCAAGGGUGGCGGUGCAGUCACUUCUGCCCCUGUUACCCCGCAUGGUGUUUCUUCUGGGAUCACAAGGGAAUCACCUACACCUACACCUGAUAGAGGGAUUAGUCCACCAACAACUGCUCUAGUUGCAUCAAGAUCCCUGGACUCACUGUCAGCUUCUAUNGCAUGCUUCAGACUCAAUGUUCGGAGGAGAAACCUUUUCCGCAUCUAAAAAUCUACAGAGGCAGGGGUCUGAUCCUACCAUUUCAGCAAGUAGUGUACCUCCUUCCACUACCCUGGCCCAUGUUACUCCCAGGUCAAUGUCUUCUGGUAAGGCUGACCCUUUUGAGGAAUUGCAAAGAACUCUUACGAGGCCAUCUACUGGCAGUCCGCAACAGUUAAUUCAAACAACAAAGGACAGCCAACAACUUCCUGCCCAAACAGUAGCACCACUUCCAUCGCCUGUAAUUUCAGCAGGCACAUUGAAUUCUACUAUAGAACAGAUACAUGCUUCUUGGCCAAAAAUGACUCCGGCUGGUGUUAAGAAGUAUGCAAAAGUGUUCAUGGAAGUGGACACUGACAGAGAUGGAAGAAUCACAGGAGAACAGGCACGGAAUUUGUUUUUGAGCUGGAGGUUGCCAAGAGAGGUCUUAAAGCAGGUCUGGGAUUUGGCUGAUCAAGAUAAUGAUAGCAUGCUAUCUUUGAUGGAGUUUUGCAUUGCUCUCUAUUUAAUGGAGCGAUACAGGGAAGGCCGUUCUAUCCCAUCAGCACUUCCAAAUAGUGUAUUGCGUGAUGAGACUCUGAUAUCCUUGGCUGGUCCUACAUCUCUAUCUCAUGGAACUGCUGGCUGGGGUGAAACACCUGGUUUGAGGCCUCAUCAAGUGUUGCCUGGUUCACAGCCUCACAUGCAUACUGGUCUAAGUCCUCAGAAGCAGGAUGUGGCUCCUCAACCUCACGGAUCAUCACAAUUCAAUAAGCGAAACGUAAAAUCUUUAUCCAUGCCGAACAAUAUUCCAAAUCAGUUAACUAGUGGGGAGCAGAACUCAUUUGAGUCAAAAGGGGGAGUGGAAGAAGAUAUGAAGGUUGGGGAUAAGGAGAAGGCGAUUUUGGAUUCCAGAGAUAAACUCGAAUACUAUAGGACAAAAAUGCAGGACCUUGUUCUCUACAAGAGUAGAUGUGAUAACCGGCUCAAUGAGAUAAUGGAAAGAGCUUUAGCUGAUACACGAGAGGCUGAGUUGCUCCAAAAGAAAUAUGAAGAGAAGUACAAGCAAGUUGCAGAAGUUGCUUCUAAAUUAACAAUCGAAGAGGCUUCUUUUCGUCACAUCCAGGAGCGGAAGCUUGAAUUACAACAUGCGAUCAUGAAGAUGGAAGAAGGUGGCAGUGCAGAUGGUAUUCUUCAGGUUCGUGCUGAUCGCAUUCAAUCUGAUCUUGAGGAGCUUUUGAAGGCUUUGAUGGAAUUUUCCAAGCAACACAAUGUAGCUAUGAAGUCCUCUGCAAUAAUUGAACUCCCCCAUGGUUGGGAGCCGGGUAUUGCAGAAAUAUCUGCUGUUUGGGAUGAAGAUUGGGACAAAUUUGAAGAUGAAGGAGUUACUUUUGAUAUUGCUGUGCCUGCAAAUACCAAAUCAACAUUGCAUCCCAUCCCCAUAAAUGAUGGGACUAAAAGCCCCCCGGGGGGUAGCCCUGAGUUUCAAAGACCAUUUCAAAGCAUCUCCGAGGAUCUCUCUGAUGAUCAUAUUCGAAAGAGUUUUGAAAAAGAUGCUGAAACUAAUCGAAGCUUCGAAGAAUCUGCUUUAGAUAACUUUGGCAAUCAUGAUGAUGUAGAUCCAGUUUGGGGCUUCAGUGAGAAGGACUCUGAUCAUGAUAAUCAUGGGGAAAACUAUUUCUUUGGAUCUGGGGGUUUUGGUGAAAGUCCAUUGAGAUCGGAAUCCCCAGCUGUAGGGAAGAAUAGCCUGUUCACCUUUGAGGAUUCUGUUCCUGGGUCUCCACUCUCUAGAGCUGGAAAUUCACCAAGAUACAGUGUUGGGUCAGGGGAUCCCUUUGAAACUUUCUCCAGGACUGAUUCCUUCUCUACUCAUCAUGAUCAUAGCUCUUCUCCUAGGAGAGGAACUCUCACACGAUUCGAUUCCAUCAACAGCAGUGUUGGCAAUGAUCGCAAUCCAGGUUUCUCUUAUGAUGAUUCCGACCCCUUUGGGUCUAGCAGUGCAUUUAAGGUCUCAACAGCAAGUCAAACCCCUAAAAAAAGUUCUGAAAAUUGGAAUGCUUUCUAGUUUGUAAAACCUUGGGGUCUACACAAACCAAGUUCUACACGCAUUCCACCAUAUAUGUUGCUGAUACCUGUUUGAUUUCUCCGCCGCAGCAUACAUUCAAUUUAAACAUUCAGAUGAGACUAAUAGUGUGAUAACUGUUAGUGGAGAGCAUGUAAUGUCAUGCCAUAUAAUUUUUUUGGCUUUCCCCUUCUCGGGAACAUGUUUUGCUUACAUGUUCGUGUGGCAUAGACUUGUUACGGAAUGCCUGAAACAGAUUGUAUGUCCUGCAUAUUUUAAGUGUAUCUAAAAUGUCUUUGUAUUCAGAAUAUUUUCGUGCUACCGGAAAGUUCUUGUGCUAUUCUAAAAUGAACAGGUUAUGUUUUG